Molecule: messenger RNA, 2209 nt
Organism: Pseudovirgaria hyperparasitica
Lineage: Eukaryota; Fungi; Ascomycota; Dothideomycetes; Acrospermales; Acrospermaceae
Exons: 3
Coding region: 66-1985 (639 amino acids)
Source: RefSeq, a predicted model, not a curated record
UUACAGUAGUAAACACUGAGGUCGGACGGGCCCGCGAGGCAUCCUCCAUAUUUUUAUAACCCAUCAUGGACACCUAUAAUCUCAAGACAGCGUCAAGAUAUAUAAAUAAUCUACUCCUUGCUCGAGGCUUACUUCGGGAUGGCAAGCCAAUCGAGUUCGCGCAUCCAUCCAAGGGCGACGGCGGGAAAGAGGCGACUAUGGCACACAUCAUCAACCUGGUCCAUGACUUGAUACUUAAAAGAGAUCGUGAUCAAGAACAGCGGGAAGAUCUCGUUCAAACGAUACGUACCUUACGGAAUGACUCUACACAAAAUGUCCAAAAGAUCGAGCGCCUCCAGACACGCAACGACGACCUCAUACGGCAGGUUUCGCUCACACAGUCACAGGAAAGAUCUGCGAAAAUGGCAUUGCGGACAGCGGAAUCAUCUGCGCGCGUACUACGGGAAGAGAUGAUAAGGUUGAAGGCGACGGUACAGCAGGUACGGACGUCUUGCGCAAAUGAUGUUCGCAAACGGGACGUUCAGAUACAGCGACUCAAAUCGCACCUCACCACCCAACAACGGGGGAAUAAGACUGGUCUAGUGGGUGCAAGCAUUACAAUCACUCCUGGUAUUACUGGCCUCGGUAGCACUAUUGCGGGACGCGAUGAUGAGGGGCCCCAGGUUGACGAUCCGGAAUAUAAUCUGAAGCAAGAGACGACAGAGUUCUUGACACAGCUUAGUCAGAGCCUGAGUGAUGAGAAUGAUAACCUGAUUGGACUUGUCCGAGGCACGUUGUCAACUCUAAGAGAGCUCCAAGGGCUUCCAGAGAGCGUUCAACUGGCUGGAGAGAAUCUCGCUAGCGGGACCAGUGAUGAGCCAUCAUAUGGAGAUAUGAUCCAGGCGCUACCUACAUCAUAUGAUACCCUUGCAAUUGACAUGGACUCGGUGUUGGAGAACCUUCGAAAUCUGCUCACAAAUCCCAACUUCGUCUCUAUCGAAGAGGUGGAGAUGCGGGAACAACAAAUCAUACGCCUGCGUCAAGGAUGGCAAAAAAUGGAGUCGAAAUGGCGCGAAGCAGUCGUGCUCAUGGACAGUUGGAGGAAGAGAAUCAUGAAUGGAGGCGAUACCGUCAAUAUCGACGAGUUGAAGAUUGGCUUAGGUCUUGGCGCUGGACUCGAGACAGUCAGCGGCACGAAUGACAUAUCCAUCUUAUCAGACGAGGAAAAUGAGUCUGUGAGCAGUAAGGAUGUCGAUGACAUCGAAGCCAUGGAGGAAGAGCUUGACAUCCAUGAGUCCUCUUUCGAGGAGCUCGAUGAUGAACCAGCUUUUGACAAGCCCAACGAGAGGGCCAACACUACUGACAUUUUCAAUAUCAAACUCACUCGCAAUCAACCCGUGCUUCGCGAGGGGAGUGGCAACCUCUAUUCACUGCGGGACGUUAAUUGCGCCCCUUCUGCACCAGAUUCUGCAAGUGCGUCACCCAUGCCAGGGUCGGACGAAAACGCCAGUUCCGAGAUAGAUCUCAUUCAUAAUUCGAGCUCAAAGUCCUCAUCACCGACGCGAAAGCACACACAAUCACGCGCGCAGUCAAAACACGAAUCACGCAUACCACGACAAGCAAACGCAACCACACAAGCACCAGCACCAGCUCGGUUGACCUCACGCGAACAUCACUCAUCGCCACAUACCUCAAGCCGGCCUACACGAUCACCGAAACUCAGUAUUACGGACAAAUUGAAUGCAGCUCAAGUGUCAGCUGAGGCUGCAAAGGUCGCGGAAGGACUCUCCGCGUCGUCAAAGUCCAAUGCGCAGAUCACAAAUAAUGCCAGACCUAGCAGCACAGCCGGGACUACAAUAGAAAAGAAUGAUGUCGCGACAGAUCCAAUCAGGCCAUCAAGUAGGAGGACGACAAAAAUAGGGGGUCGAAUAGGCGGUGCGAAAGCAAGAAGGCGGAAGAGUACGCUGACCCCGGAAGAGCUGGAAAGUUUGAUGUUUGUCAGUUAAUGAAAUGACAGAGCAGUCCUGUAUCGUAUAUUAGCGCGGUCCAUGGCGUUGAUGCUUCUAGUAUCGUGUAUCCACAGCGCACUCAUUUUCGCGGAUACGUCUGUUAGCUCCUAGAAAUAUUAUGAAGCAAUCGACAGAUCUGUUGUCUUUUGAGACACGCACAUACAGCCUCCGUACCUAAUCCACAAAUUUGGCUACGUGCUCAGGGGCUGCAAAGCCAUCAU